This is a messenger RNA of Antechinus flavipes (yellow-footed antechinus), 1935 nucleotides long. It is a transcript of the gene PACRGL, whose product is annotated as parkin coregulated like. The transcript is spliced from 9 exons. Lineage: Eukaryota; Metazoa; Chordata; Mammalia; Dasyuromorphia; Dasyuridae. The coding region runs from base 435 to 1178 and encodes 247 amino acids. The record is from RefSeq and is a predicted model, not a curated record.
ACCAUGGCGUCUCGGCCGCAUCCCCGGCCGCUUGGGGUGGUGGUGGGGUUUGAGUGGGGGGUCCCUGGCGGCCUCGGCACCCUCUCUGAGCCCCUUUGCUUCGGGGGUCGGGACCCAACAAUUAUAGCUUGAUUUUCCCGCCCUGUCCCUUCCGCCUGGUGGGCUGACCCCGCAGGGCCUCCGUAGAGCUCCGCCCACCCUUUUCCUCUUACUGAGGGGGAAAGUGGCCGGGAGGAGAGGAUGCGCUGCCCCGGCCUUUCCCUUAGUACUGUAGAGACCACCCUUACACGUGAGGGCAAGGCCUCAUUGGGCCUCUCCUAGAGCCUCUGGAGCUUAGCCCGGGCCCGCCGAUAUCCGUGCUCUGUUGUCACUCCUCCGGGCGGUUUGCCAUUCCCUUUUCCCGCUUAUUUGACAGGAGCAACCACUAAGGAAGAAUGCAGAAAUCAGAAAGUCAUGGAAGCCUGCAGAUGAGAAACCGAGUAACAGGCACCUGUGAACAAAGAACGUCAUCAGGUUCCCAAGUAAAACACAGAUCGGUAAUACACCAAAAUAAGGCAUCCUCCACCAAUUCUAUAAAUUUUGCAAAGAAGCCUCACCCUCGGCCAAGUGAUAAACUUAAUCCUAAAACUAUUGACCCGUUCAGUGAUCAGCCACGUGCCUCUUCUGCUUUUGCUGCUAUUUACUCCAAAGGAGGUAUCCCUUGCAGGUUGGUACAUGGCUCAGUAAAACACAGAUUACAGUGGGACUGCCUUCCUGAAACUCUUCCAUUUGAUCCUCUUCUUAUUACUUUAGCAGAGGGUUUGAGAGAGACUAAACAUCCAUAUACAUUUGUAUCAAAAGAAGGUUUUAAAGAAUUACUUUUGGUACAAGGUGCUACUGAAAAAGCCGUGCCCUUGCUACCGAGACUGAUUCCUGUCUUGAAGGCUGCUCUGACUCAUUCAGAUGGUGAAGUGUUUGAAAGGGGGUUGAAUGCUUUAGUACAGUUGAGUAGUGUUGUCGGGCCUUCUCUAAAUGAUCAUCUGAAGCAUUUGCUUACAAGUCUUUCCAAAAGACUAAUGGAUAAGAAAUUCAAAGAGCCAAUCACCAGUGCUUUACAAAAGCUAGAACACCAUGGUGGAGGUGGCAGUCUGAUGAUUAUCAAAGCUAAAAUUCCAACCUAUUGUUCCAUCUCCUCUUAAACCAAAGGAAUAAAACGAUUUGAUUAAAUGGUGAGAGAUAUCAGAAGCAUGUGAUGAACAUCAUAGGAUCCCAUUUGAAUAAGUUCCUUUUCUUAAUCACAGCUCCUGAUAUAUUUACAUGAUAAAAAUUAGUACACAGAACUGAUUCCAUUGAAUCACAGUAAAUUCACAUUUAUCAGCUUGGGAAAAUGGAAAAUAAUGGAAAACUAUUGAAAGGACUUUUAUAGUGCAAUUUAUGGGGUUUAUCAGUUUUUUUUCCCCUUGCUACAUUGGUUUGUAUUAAGAACCAGAGUUUUGUUUACAGUUUCAGAUUUGAUAUUUAUAUUUUAGUUAGCAUAUCAAUCACUUAAGUGAUUGUACUAGUUUUUCAUAAUGACUCUGUCAUACUUUGAUAGGUCUAAAAAUCCUACAAAGUCAUAGAAAUUAUAAGAAUUAAACUGGUAACUCACUGAUAAAUUAUUGCUUAUAAACAGGUAUUUUUAUAAUAUGGAAUGCUUGGUGAAAACAUCCAGAAUGUGACUUUUUAUUAGUGUAAAUUUCUACAUGUUAAGGUGUAAAUUAUUAUUUUACAACUUGCUAAAACUAUAGAUGAGUUUAGAUGUUGUAACAAGUAAAUAUUAUUUUAUAUUUCCUUACCUUAAAGAAAUAUGACUUGUGGAAUGGAAUAUUUAAGAAUUCAACUCUUGAAAUUCCAGAUUGUAUUCACAAAACUUUUAGUGUUAACUUGUUAACUCUUUUCCCCUUAAAAUGACUUAAU